Messenger RNA from Lichtheimia ornata, 933 nucleotides. RefSeq lists its product as uncharacterized. Gene Ontology annotation, cellular component: COPII vesicle coat; nuclear pore outer ring. Gene Ontology annotation, biological process: positive regulation of TOR signaling; protein import into nucleus; COPII-coated vesicle budding. Gene Ontology annotation, molecular function: structural molecule activity; protein binding. The transcript is spliced from 8 exons. The record is from RefSeq and is a predicted model, not a curated record. Bases 1 to 933 code for a protein of 310 amino acids. NCBI's taxonomy places the organism in Eukaryota, Fungi, Mucoromycota, Mucoromycetes, Mucorales, Lichtheimiaceae.
AUGUCACAAACAGCGACGCAAACGGUGGAGACCCACCAUGAGGACAUGAUUCAUGAUGCUCAACUCGACUAUUAUUCACGUCGUCUCGCUACUGCCUCAUCAGACCACACCAUCAAGAUUUUCGAUAUUGAUGGCGAUUCCCAACGUCUGGUAGAAACCUUGACCGGACAUGAAGCACCUGUUUGGCAAGUUGCAUGGGCACAUCCCAAGUUUGGAUCCAUUUUGGCGUCCUGUUCGUAUGAUGGUCGAGUGUUUAUCUGGAAAGAACAAAACAAUGUAUGGACACGGAUCAAGGAACAUAACGUUCACACAGCUUCAGUCAAUUCGGUUGCUUGGGCUCCUCAUGAAUUGGGUGCCAUGUUGGCUUGUGCUUCUUCCGAUGGCAAGAUUUCUGUUCUCGAGUAUCGUGAGGAUGGCUCUUGGGAAACAUACAUGAUUGAAGCACAUGGUAUUGGUUGCAAUGCUGUCACAUGGGCUCCAUCUGCUAUGCCCGGUUCUUUGGUUCAAACCAGUGGUGGUGCACCUCCCAAUGUCAACUUGGUCAAAAAGAUUGUUUCGGCUGGAUGUGACAAUUUGGUCAAGAUUUGGAACUGGAAGGAUGAUGCCAAGUCGUGGGUGGAAGAAGAAACAUUGGAUGGUCAUUCGGAUUGGGUUCGAGAUAUUGCCUAUGCUCCCAACAUUGGUUUGCCAAAGAGUUAUCUCGCAAGUUGCUCUCAGGACAAGUCUGUGUUGAUCUGGACUCAAGAUACCCCCACGGCCAAGUGGGCCAAAAAGAGCCUUGGACAAAAGUUCCCUGAUGUCGUUUGGCGAGUGAGCUGGUCCUUGUCAGGCAAUGUAUUGGCUGUCUCUUGUGGUGAUAACAAGGUCACUCUUUGGAGAGAAAACGCAAAGGGCGAUUGGGAAUGUAUCCGAGAAUUAGAAGAGAAUGCUUGA